AUGGAGGAAAAUCUUCAGUCUUUGACGGCAGGCAAAGUUCAGGAGUUGCUUGUAAUCUGCGGAAUCGGCGACUGCAACGAUGAGCCUAUUAAGCAACACAUCCUAGGCAUUUCUGACUUUGUCCGCGAAAUGAGACUGCGGGUAGGAAUAACAGAUCUACCACCUCUUCUUACUCCCAGAGCUAGUCCGAAUCCCGAGGCAACGCGUGGUUCUUACCGGUUCCUCCCAACACCUGAAAAACGAAGUAGAGCGGACUACAAGGGGCUAGAUGUGCCGUCUCACAAGAAGAAAAAGAGAAACAAAGCCAAAUCGAACAAGGCUACUACCAAAGAUAUGGCGCAAGAGGCGGAUGACGCCGUAGCAGUUCGGGAAGGGGACAUAUCAGCCGAACCUCCAUCGACGACUGAAGCGAACGCGGCGAUGAGCAUACCUCAGGCUGGGAUGUCCUUGACUGACAUGUACACCUAUCGAGGCGAGAAAGCGCCGCGCAGUAUCGUCGAGGACAUACUUGUCAACUGUAUCAAGCUUAACGAUCCACUUGGAAGAUACGGACACCGGUCAAAGCAGGCAAAUAUGACAACGAAGGUUGAAGAGAUCCAGAGUUUCGUGGAUGACAUUGUCAAGUUGCAAUACCCCGAUGCAGUCCAACUAAUCAAGCAGGAGAAUGCAUUCUCGGCAAGCAAAAGUAUCCAGUCUCGAUUCAACGAGACCGUGUAUUGGGAAAUCAUCAAGAAAGGCGCCGAGCUUCUUAACCCAAAGGAUUUGCCAAUCUCCAAAGGCCCUCUUGAUGAAUUCACGAUGGCCGAGAAGGUCGCCACCGAGCGCUUCAUGAGGGAAGCGGGUUAUGGACUUAGCCUCGCUAAUCAACGCCAGUGCCGUCUUUUCUGGAAACGACUAUUCGAGAUGCGGAACGCGGGUGUUUACAAAAUCCUCUUGUAUCGCACAAAGGAAUUCGACCGCUUCUGUAAAAGCUACUCAUCAGAAGCUGGGGCUUCUUUGGUAAGGAUGGUCCGGGACUGGGAAGGAAAGUAUGGCUUCCAUAUCAAACAGCUGGAAGAGCGUGUGGCCGAGGAGAGCAAGGGCGAUCUCACAGGAAGACUAUGGCUGAGCCAGCCGCUUGUAGCGGACAGACUAAGUGUUCCUGAAGUUGCGUGGAACAGCGCUAUCAACCCGUGGUCCUCCAGCGUAGAGGAAACAGUCUUCCAACUGAGCGGAUCACACGAGCCGUCAGCUGUACCGCUCGGUGGGUUCUUUGACCUGCAGCCAAAGGCAGAAACAACGCGAAACAAGUCUAUCUUUGUUACCCUUCAACCCAAAGAUGAUGUAUUUCUCAAAGUUUGUCCCAUCAUUUCAGUUCAGGAAGGAGAUACCCUCGGGGUAUUUGCUGGAGUGAUUCGGUACUCUUCAGAAUGUAGCGUUGUCUACGGUAUACCUGGUCCUGAAGAAAAUCUCUGGUUGGAUUACUCCACAGUGACUGGGGUACUAAACUUCAUGAGGGUAUCAGCUCCUGGGGGUGACUCCAAUGUUCGUCUUCAGUGGGAGCUCAUCGAUGGACGGAGCGAAGGACAAGUGCAUCUCAUGUGGAGAGUCUCCGUUGUUGCUCUUCGGGCAAUCCAAUCAUUCGAGGAAAUUGUUCGCGCUGCCCCUCAAAAGGAACAAUAUCUCUUGCACCAGUCGCCAGCUUGCGCAAAGCGAGGAUAUACGAAAUAUCGAAGUUUCUGA
Penicillium bovifimosum is the source of this 1722-nucleotide messenger RNA. RefSeq lists its product as uncharacterized. The record is from RefSeq and is a predicted model, not a curated record. NCBI's taxonomy places the organism in Eukaryota, Fungi, Ascomycota, Eurotiomycetes, Eurotiales, Aspergillaceae. Bases 1 to 1722 code for a protein of 573 amino acids. The transcript is spliced from 2 exons.